Messenger RNA from Anolis sagrei ordinatus, 1607 nucleotides. RefSeq names its product ATP synthase c subunit lysine N-methyltransferase (gene ATPSCKMT). The record is from RefSeq and is a predicted model, not a curated record. Gene Ontology annotation, biological process: peptidyl-lysine trimethylation; regulation of mitochondrial ATP synthesis coupled proton transport; positive regulation of proton-transporting ATP synthase activity, rotational mechanism. Gene Ontology annotation, cellular component: mitochondrion. Gene Ontology annotation, molecular function: protein-lysine N-methyltransferase activity. NCBI's taxonomy places the organism in Eukaryota, Metazoa, Chordata, Lepidosauria, Squamata, Anolidae.
GUUGAGAUACUUAGACUUCCCCACCUCCCUGGGAAUAAUGGUACAGUCCACUCCAGCAGCAAGCCAGCCUUCGCCUCACUGUUUCCGGAAGUCGCUUGCAGGCUCCCUUCGAACACGUUUAGUCAGUGGCUGGAUCCACAGAAGUGUUUUUGGCAUGCCUGAAGUACUCCCAGGAGACAGCACAGCUCAACACAUUUUGCCUCUUCCUAUCCCCAGUGAGGGGUCUAAACAAAAAAACUGGGGCAUCCUGCUCACUGGUGUUAUUGGUGGGACAUUAGUGGCCCUUUACUCUGUUGUCACCCCAUUUAUCGCUCCAGCACUGAGAAAACAUUGCCUUCCAUUCGUACCUGCCACUUCGAAACAGAUUGAAAAUGUCCUAAACACGUUAAAGGGCAGAAACGGAUCCCUGGUUGACAUUGGAAGUGGUGAUGGACGCAUUGUAAUAGCAGCUGCAAAAUUGGGAUUUAAAGCUGUGGGCUACGAAUUAAAUCCUUGGUUAGUGUGGUAUUCAAGGUACCGUGCUUGGAAAGAAGGAGUUCAUCAAGAUGCCAAAUUUUACAUUUCAGACUUAUGGAAGGUCAGCUUUUCCCAAUAUACCAACAUUGUUAUAUUUGGCGUACCUCAAAUGAUGCUGCCGUUGGAGAAGAAACUUGGGGAAGAACUCCCACUAGAUGCCUGGAUUAUCGCCUGCCGUUUUCCUUUUCCCCACUGGAAGCCAACUCAUCAUUUUGGAGAGGGCAUAGACACUGUGUGGGCAUACGAUUCACAGUCUUUCAAAAUGAAAAAACAAAAUGAUACAGUUAACACAAAUUCCAGUUAAGACUCCAAAAGCCUUGUUCCAGUGGGGUUGAAUACUACAUGUGGGCAUUUUGAGGAUUAUAUUGUUUAUCUUAUAUUGUUGGGGAAAACAUUUCGGAAGAAGCAAUAAGAUUAGUUUUGCUUUGUUUUUAACGUCAAAAAUUCAAGGUAUAAGGUAUCUUUUUUUCCUUUCUCCUUUUCUUUUUCUUUUGAUUCCCCAAUCCCAAAUUUCCCCUUUAUACCCUUAAUAAAAUAAAUAAAUUUGAAAAAAAAGAAAAAUCACUCACAUAAUAGUUAUCUAAUUGCAUGAUGCCAUUCAUAUUCCAUUCCAAAAAGUGCAUAAUUUCAACUGGAACUGAGUUGAUACAGAGAUUAACACUUGUUGUAUCUUAAGGACAGGCAAUUAAAACAUAAGUACAGCAAGAUGGGAAAAUAUUUCUGCACCUCAACAAGAACCACUUUGUGUUGAAGGCUUUCAUGGCCGGAAUCACUGGGUUGUUGUGAGUUUUCCAGGCUGUAUAGUCAUGUUCCAGAAGCAAUCUUGCUGGCCACACAACCAGGAGGUGACAAGACAGGCUCCUCAGCUUGAAAAUAGAGAAAAGCACUUCCUCAGAGUCAGAGAUGAGCACCGUCUCUUGAAGCCAGAAAUGAAAAGAGAAACCUCUGCCUUUGUUUGUGUUUGUGUGUCUCAUUGUAUAUGAUUGUAAAGGCACUGACUAUUUACCUGUGCAUGUAAAUACUGUAAUCUGCUCUGAGUCCCCUAGGGGAGAAGGGCGGAAUAUAAAUAAAGUAUAUUAUUAUUAUUAUUA